GCACGGAGCGCUCGGGGCCGGCGAGCGCCGCGCUGGCGGCAGGACCCGCCCCGGCCCGCGGGACGCGGCGCUGCUGCGGGCAGGGCGCUGCUGCGGACACGGCUCUUAUUGUGAAAGGAUGAUGAGAGGCAGCGCUCACCUCUCCCGUCCAUCGCUGCCUCCCUGCUCGCUGCCCUGGCACCGCUACCUCCGCCCGCUCGCUCCCAGCCGAUGCUUUCUGCCCGCCGGAACAUGUUCGCCAAAAUCCUUCUGUCCGCCACCAGCCUUCUGCUCGCUCACCUGCUGCAUUUCCUCUGCUCUUUGAUGCAAUUCAUUCCAGAGAGGAAGUCGGUGCCUGAGGCCCUGGCCAUGGGGAACCAAGCAGCUGCGUGGAGCAAGGAGCCCAGCACGGGCACAUCCCGGCACUCGCCAGGUUUCAAGCAUUACCUGCCCAGCCCAUCCAAGGAGCAAACCCUCUGCCACAGACCCCGGGGGCUGCAAUGCAUCUCCCCCUUAGUGCAGAGCGUGGAGGAGACCCCCGAGCCCAUCCCAGCCAAGAUCAAAGGCCACAUUCCCAAGUGGAUCAAUGGAAAUCUCCUGAGGAAUGGCCCUGGCAAGUUCGAGUUUGGCAAUGACAAGUUUAACCACUGGUUUGAUGGCAUGGCCCUGCUGCACCAGUUCCAGCUGGCCCAUGGCACGGUGACCUACAGGAGCAGGUUCCUGCAGAGCAGCUCCUACCUGAGGAACAGCCAGCACAGCCGCAUUGUGGCCUCAGAGUUUGGCACCUUGGCCAUGCCAGACCCGUGCAAGAGCCUCUUUGGGCGCUUCCUGUCCCGCUUCGAGCCGCCACAGCCCAGUGACAACUGCAAUGUGAACUACGUGCUGUACAAAGGGGAUUACUAUGUCAGCAGCGAGAACAUCUGCAUGCACAAGGUGGACCCAGAGACGCUGGAAACAAAGGAGAAGGUGGACUGGAGCAAGUUUAUUGCAGUGAAUGGGGCCACAGCUCAUCCCCACUACGAGUCUGAUGGGACAACCUACAACAUGGGCAAUUCCUAUGGGAAGCACGGAUCCAGCUACAACAUCAUCAGGGUCCCCCCACAGGAGUCAGGCCACGGGGACACCUUGGAGGGAGCCAAAGUUCUGUGCUCCAUCCCUCCCAGGAACAAGGCAAAGCCAUCCUACUACCACAGCUUUGGGAUGACUGAAAACUACAUCAUUUUCAUCGAGCAGCCCCUCAAGCUGAACCUGCUGAAGAUCAUCACCUCCAAGCUCUGUGGGAAAGCCAUCUAUGAUGGGAUCAGCUGGGAGCCUCAGCACAACACCUACUUCCACGUGGUGAACAAGCACACUGGGGAGGUGCUGCCGGGCUCAUGGUGCUCGCAGCCCUUCGUCAGCUUCCACCAGAUCAACGCCUUUGAGGAGCGGGGCUGCGUGGUGCUGGACCUGUGCUGCCAGGACGAGGGCACCAGCCUGGCCCUGUACACGCUGCAGAACCUCCGGAGGAGCGGGCAAGGGCUGGACCAGGUUUAUGCCUCCGUGCCCAGAGCUUUCCCUCGCCGCUUUGUUCUCCCUCUGGACGUGGGCUCAGACACACCCGUGGGCAAAAACCUGAACCCGCUGCCUUACACCCAGGCAAAGGCUGUGAAAGGUGCAGAUGGCAAGGUGUGGUGCACACAUGAAAAUCUGCACCCUGAGGGCUUUGAGAAAGUCGGGGGCCUGGAGUUCCCCCAGAUCAAUUACUCUGGGUACAACGGCCGCAGGUACCGCUACUUCUACGGCUGCGGCUUCGGGCACCUGCUCGGAGACUCCCUGAUCAAGGUCGAUGUGGAGACCAAGAAUUUCAAGAUCUGGCAGGAGGAGGGAUGCUACCCGUCAGAGCCCGUGUUUGUGCCAGUGCCCAAUGCCACGGCAGAGGACAGCGGAGUCAUCUUGUCUGUGGUGGUCUCCCCUGCUGAGGACCAAAGUGCUUUCCUGCUCGUGCUGGAUGCAGAGACCUUCCAGGAGCUGGGGCGAGCAGAGGUCGGGGUGCCAGUGCCUUACGGGUUCCACGGCGUCUUCAGUGCCCACUGAGGAGCUCCUGGGCACCUCCUGGGACUCAGGGCCGAGCCAGCCCCACGAGGAACCUCUGCUGCCUUCACCUCCCACCUUUCCAUCGCGUCUGGGAUGAAGGAGCUGCUUUUUCUCCACCACAACCUCCUGUAUUCCUAACAAAACACAGCCAAGGAAGGCAGGAACCCCUUUGCUCCCACAGCCCACUGCUUUAUCUGCAUUGUUUUUACUAUCUUGCUAGACCAGCUAGAGCAGCAGUUCACAAAGGAUGCCAGGGUGAGGCUUGCAAGGCAGAAAAUGGAAGCUGAGGUGAUAAAACCCUUCCUGUGGUGCCCUGAGGGGAAGAGAACAUCAACAUUCAGGGCUGUGACUUUGGCUGAAACAUUCAGAGCAGACGAGAGGAGUAAAACCCAGCAGGUGACAGGUGGGCCCAGUGAGGGGGAAUAAAUAAAUCCCCCCUUGCAUCCAGGUUGCCUUCGGGGGGCUCCAGGGGGUAGAUGCAGACACUCACAGAAGCUGUGCUCGUGCUUUUUUCUGUACCAUAGCAGUGCCCUCAAAUAAAACCUUGGGAAGUUUUUCCUUUCUCUGCCUGCCCUCAGAGGCUUGUAGAUGUGGGGGGCACAUCUGCAGAGCGGGACACAGCUCUGCUGGCUGACAGCUCCUGCCUCCCUCCCAGUCCCACCAGUAGGAAACACCAGUAGGAAACACGGAGAGCUCCAGUGUGGCCUUGGUGUCCCUCUGGGGUUGAGCAGAGCAGAACAAACUCCAGCCCCCUGUGUCAUCCAGGCUUCUCCAGACCCUCUGGGUGGGUCAACAGUGAGGACUUCUAGUUGUACUUUUUCGUUGUGAAGAAUUAUUUGAAUCAUUUCCUUGAGUAAUAAAGGAGCCCUUUCGCCCUUGGGGCUUUUCCCCCUCUGA
This is a messenger RNA of Zonotrichia leucophrys gambelii, 2949 nucleotides long. RefSeq names its product beta-carotene oxygenase 2 (gene BCO2). Gene Ontology annotation, molecular function: carotenoid dioxygenase activity; beta-carotene 15,15'-dioxygenase activity. The coding region runs from base 211 to 2052 and encodes 613 amino acids. Lineage: Eukaryota; Metazoa; Chordata; Aves; Passeriformes; Passerellidae. The transcript is spliced from 13 exons. Gene Ontology annotation, cellular component: mitochondrion. The record is from RefSeq and is a predicted model, not a curated record. Gene Ontology annotation, biological process: carotene catabolic process; retinal metabolic process.